Molecule: messenger RNA, 579 nt
Organism: Mizuhopecten yessoensis (Yesso scallop)
Lineage: Eukaryota; Metazoa; Mollusca; Bivalvia; Pectinida; Pectinidae
Exons: 5
Coding region: 1-531 (176 amino acids)
Cellular component (GO): extracellular region
Molecular function (GO): chitin binding
Source: RefSeq, a predicted model, not a curated record
AUGUGUGAGAAGAUCGCCAAAAGGUUAUCUCUGUCUAUGUAUCGGAAAGAUUACGUCGUCAACAGCAGACAAGGUUUGGAGUCCCACAUUUCAACAGCCAUUAUGCUUUCUCUGUGUUUUCUAAUCUUCGUAUUGCAGGGAGUCGUGGAUUGCGUGGUUGACUGCCGCCUUCACGGUGACGGAAUUUAUCAAAUAACGUGUCACUCGUACACAUCAUGUACGAAUGGGAUAUCUACCGAUCACACCUGCGCUAACGGCCAGAUGUAUAGUCCCGUCUUAAAGCGCUGUGCUAGCACGACGAAUUUGGCUCCGCCAUGUAACGUUAAUCAUACAUGCAGUGGUCAGCCCAACAAAAGGUUUGCGGACCAAGAAACUCACUGUCAAACUUACUACACAUGUCAGAACGAGUACUUCUACGGCCAUAGUUUCUGUUCCCCGGGUACGGUAUUUGAUGAGAAGAUGCAGAACUGUAACUGGCCUGCUAAUGUGGAAAAACCUUGUGGAACUAUCGAUCCUAAGCUCGUUGGUUGAUCAGAUAAAGAUUGUUUAUGCAAAGAUUAAAUAAAUAGUCUAAUCACU